CCUAUCAGCUGACGGCUCAAUCACUUGAUGUGUUUCCCAAGACGCGGUUCUGUGCUGGAUUAAACUGACGUUUGGCAGGUAGAUCGUGGCACUGAAUCGGGAAGAUGGCUUGUGUGGAGCUGUGUCUUCUCUUGCUAGGAGUGCUGAGUGUCCAGGGAGCUCCAGAUUCAGAUGAGGUGAAGUUCCUCCCUGGACUGGACAAACAGCCCAGCUUCAGGCAGUACUCAGGCUACCUGAAUGUGGCCGAAAGCAAGCACCUUCACUACUGGUCAGUCUGGGGCUCGAGGUCCCGGACCAGCCCCGUGGUGCUCUGGCUGAACGGAGGACCCGGGUGUAGCUCCUUGGACGGCUUCCUCACGGAGCACGGCCCCUUCCUGAUCCAGGAUGAUGGGAGCACCCUGAAGUACAAUCCUUAUUCCUGGAACAUGAUUGCCAACAUGCUAUAUCUGGAAUCACCAGCAGGGGUCGGGUUUUCCUACUCGGAUGACAAGAAUUACACGACCAAUGACACAGAGGUCUCCAUGAAUAACUACCUGGCUCUGAAGGAGUUCUUCGGGCUCUUCCCGGAGUUCAGCAAGAACGAGUUCUUCAUCACGGGGGAGAGCUACGCGGGAAUCUACAUCCCGACGCUGGCUGAGCGGGUCAUGGAGGACAGCAGCAUCAACAUGCAGGGAAUCGCGGUAGGAAAUGGGCUGUCCAGCUACGAAAUGAACGACAACUCCUUGGUUUAUUUUGCUUACUACCAUGGACUCCUUGGAACCAGGCUCUGGACAGAUUUGCAGAACUUCUGCUGCUCUGAGGGGAAAUGCAACUUCUAUGACAACAAGGACCAGAAAUGCUGCUCAAAUCUGGAUGAAGUGCAGCACAUCGUUGAAAGCUCCGGACUGAAUAUCUAUAACCUGUACGGACCGUGCGCAGGAGGGGUGCGUGGGAAAGUGAGUUAUGACAGAGACCACCUGGUUAUACACGACCUGGGGAAUCGCUUCAUCCAGCACUCGUGGAGCCACAUGUGGAGGGAGAAAUUGAUGAAUGUGAACAGUCUGCACCAAUCGGUGAGGCUGGACCCUCCGUGCACAAACUCCACUGCCUCCACCACCUACCUGAACAACCAGUACGUGAAGCAGGCUCUCCACAUCAGCCCCAGAGCUCUGGACUGGCUCAUCUGCAGUGCGGAAGUGAACCUGUGGUACAAACGCCUCUACAUGGACGUGAGGAAGCAGUAUCUCAAGCUGCUGGGCGCGCUGAAGUACCGUGUGCUGGUGUACAAUGGGGAUGUGGACAUGGCCUGUAAUUUCCUGGGUGAUGAGUGGUUUGUGGAGUCCCUGCAACAGCAGGUGCAGGUGAAUCGUCGGACCUGGCUGUACAACAAUGGGCAGAACCAGCAGGUGGGCGGCUUCGUCAAGGAGUUCUCCAACAUCGCCUUUCUCACUGUCAAGGGAGCAGGUCACAUGGUCCCAACAGACAAGCCCAUUGCUGCCUUCACAAUGUUCAGCCGCUUCCUGAAAAAGCAGCCCUACUAACAAGGGACCUGACCCCUGCCAGCCGGGAACGAGAGGCACCCAGCCACCCGGCCGGCACACCCCUCCUUCAGGGCACCUUUCCACGGCACCUGCCUCUUCUUCAUCUGGAAUCCAUCCUCCGUCGGUGUCAUAUCACAGAAAUCUUCUUUGCUACAUUGUAAUUCACACAAGCUGACUCAGUGACCGCUUUUUCAGUUAUGGAAAUGGAAGCACGUGACAAGCAUUGCAGAAAACGUUCCCAACAACUUGCACUGUGUAGGCUUCAGGGUCCCUACUUCUACCCACUGCAUGUGAUGUUUCUGUGCUAUCUUGUAACCAGUUCUGCAGUAUUAAAGGCUGCCUUUAUAAAGAGGGACCACUUCGUGUUGGUUUGAGUCCCCUUGCUCUGCUGGUCAGCUGCUUUUUAAGGCAAACCUUUCUUGUGAUCUAUAAUCUGUGUUUCAGCUACACCAACCCAGAAAUGUUUGUAGGUCUCUCAUUUCUUUAUAUUCUUAUCGAAUCACUGUGCCCAUAAGGUGUGUCUGCUGAAGCGCUGACGUCUGUGGGAGCGCGUGGCACUGUAAACCUAGAACCAUUUGCCAUUUGAAAUCUGUUUACUUCCACUGAAUCAGCGUGUAUAGGGGUUGAAUCCCUCUUUUCAGUUCUAAUAAAGAUAACAAGCUGUGUAUUAUUUUUGAAUGAUUUGUUUUGUCUGUUGCUCGGAUUUGUUUUGCUCAGGGAUGAGAUGUCUGACCUUUUUGUUUCUGUUUAAAUUUGUUUUUGAUUAAAUAUUUUGAUCUCCCUCCAA
This is a messenger RNA of Polyodon spathula (Mississippi paddlefish), 2307 nucleotides long. RefSeq names its product cathepsin A (gene ctsa). Gene Ontology annotation, biological process: proteolysis. Lineage: Eukaryota; Metazoa; Chordata; Actinopteri; Acipenseriformes; Polyodontidae. Gene Ontology annotation, molecular function: serine-type carboxypeptidase activity. The transcript has 15 exons. The record is from RefSeq and is a predicted model, not a curated record. The coding region runs from base 105 to 1520 and encodes 471 amino acids.